Messenger RNA from Acytostelium subglobosum LB1, 417 nucleotides. RefSeq lists its product as hypothetical. The transcript has a single exon. Lineage: Eukaryota; Evosea; Eumycetozoa; Acytosteliales; Acytosteliaceae. The record is from RefSeq and is a predicted model, not a curated record. Bases 1 to 417 code for a protein of 138 amino acids.
AUGGUCAGAUGGAACUUACCAACUAUAUCAAAUAUAACGAUCAAUGUGGGCGAUACAGUGCACUGGAUCACAACUGAUAACCUACCACACACUGUUACAUCGAUCGAAGACCAGCUGGCGGGAAGUCCCGCCGCUUACAUCAACUCACCUCUCAUCACCAGUGAUGAGAAUGGCGUCAGCCAGUUCUCCAAGCGCAAGUUCUCAAAGAUGUUCACGCAGGAGGGUCUGUACUAUUACGCCGAUCAGAACAACGCCGACGAGAUGCAGGGCUCGGUUCGGGUCGUCCGUCGCUCGGCAUCGGCACUUGCCGGCACAUCACCCGACGAUGAGAUGGAGAACUCCAGCUCCAAGCAGACCUUGGAAAGUCUGUUGUUCGCCACACUGAUAGCAUUGCUUAUCUUCUUUGUCUUCUCAUAG